CCCCGCCCCACAAGCCCUUCCGAUUGGCUAGAGGAAGCGGAACGAAGAACUUGCGACUCCUGGUGUCGAGCCGAGCGGUGUGCAGCGACGGACCCGUUCCGCUUGUGUGCGUCCCAGAGAAGCAUGCUCUUGCAUCGCCUGCAAAGACUCCGGGUCUAAGUUUCUUCUCUGUGAGCAUGCCAAAAGCAGCAAAGGGAAAAGGAGGAGCAGGAGGAGGAGGAGGGCGAGAGAAGAAAGCCAUCCAUCCUUACAGCAGAAAAGCUGCUCAACUUACAAAAGAAGUGCACAAACAAGACAAAAAGGAAAAGUUGAAAAAUGAGAAGGCCUUCCGUCUCAGUGUUGUAGGUGAAAAACUGCUUUGGUUUCAAAGUCACCUUGAUCCCAACAAAGAAGAGUACACAAAACAAGAUGCCUGUGAACUAGCAGAAAAAUAUUUGCAUCGAUUCAUUGAUGAGUUGGAGCAGAUUGAACUGCGUAACAGCAUUAAAGGGAGGCAGGCAAGACAGCACAGUUCCAGGGAGACAGUCAUUAAACAGACCAUGGAACGUGAAAGGCUGCUGUAUGAAGGAUAUGGGCUAGAUAUCCCAGACAUUGUGAAUUGUAAGCAUCUUAAAACUUUCAGAGACUGGGAUGGUGAUCUGAAGAAGCUACCUAACAUUAAAAUGAGAAAGCUAUCCAGUAAAGAUGCCCUUAGUAGUAAGAUGGAGAAGGGGGCUUUUGAAGCUGAAAAGGACUUGUGUGCAGCAAAGGACAUGGACUAAUGAGCUCUUGCUCAUAUGGCAGAUGACAGCUGAAGCGGAUCGCCAAGUUGCUCUUUUAGUUAACAAUGGGAGCAAGACUGAACUUCAUUUUUAAACCAACAAGAGAAGAACAAGCAUUCUGGCUGCAUGCCUAGUAUUGAAUUUUGACUGUCAGUUUAUAGGGUAAGACCUUGGCAUGUUAUAAAACUCCAUAAAGGAGUUUCUUCCUUUAUUUCCAACUCCAUAAAGGAAACAACCUUUAAGAAUAAUCCAACUCUGAUCAUGUUGCAUUCGUGUAGUGGGGAUGGGUGGGAGGGAGCUGACCCCCUCCCUCCCCAAAUGGCUUCUUCCCAGCUGCUUUUCUCCCAUAGGAGGGUUACUUCUGGAGUCCAUUGGCAGAAAGGCAACUAGGGUAAAACAGUUCUGGAGCUAAAAUGGCCUGAGAAGGGUUCAGUUCCCUCUGCCCCUCUUUGUUCAUGCAGUGUUUUAGAUGCUCCCCCUGUAUAUGGAUUUGGUGGUAGCAUAACACUUGCACACAAAUAUGUUGUCCUGAUGUCUAUUCUCCAUUUUAAGCUGGACCAGCCUCAAUAGGUUUUCGAGGGGUGGGGUGGAUAGAGUUAGCAAUAGUUGCAUUGCAGCUGUAGUAUAUUAUGGUGGCACACAGUGCAUUCUUGAGAGUGCCACAACUACUGUUGCUAUCUUCUUUUCACUCCUUCUCCCUCCCCUUUUGGACAAAGUGCUAACUAUAUAUUCUGGCUGCUAAAAAUGUUUGAUCUGAUGAAGGUGAGAGCAGUUGUAGGCCAGCCACUCCCGUGCUCUCCUUGAAAGAUGUCUCAGGUGCACGGAAUUUUUUUUUUAGUGUGCUGAGGCCAGGACACAUAAGCUAACUGCUUGUAAUCUGAUAACAUGUAUUCUGUCAACUCUUUCUAGGUUUUGUAUAUUUGGCUACAUUUCCUUUGCAAUAAAGGAAAUGCUAUAUACUAUCCUUGAACCAGGAUAGUGGGAGAGAGGGUACAAGUCUGGAGAGAACAUAAAGUGCUGUUUCACUCUUUUACAAUUCAUAGUACAUAGUGAACAUAGUAAUAGUUCACAGUACUGUUAUUCGCCAGCUUAAAUUUUAAUUGUACUCCAAAUGAAAUUUUCAUCCUUCAGAAUAAAUUCCAUUGGCAAACAACAUAUUUUCCCCAAUUUACAAUAGUGAAGUGCUUUGUGUACACUUCUUGCCAUUUGUGUAAAGUAUAAGAGCAUCCUGGUGACAUUUAGCCAAGGAAGGAAGAUUUAUUGAAUGAAGGAAGAAGUUAAGAUUGGAGAAAAUAGAAUGAAUAUAAGAUUGUAUCAUUUUUAGAUCAUUUUCUUAGUGGGUAGAAAAAAAGGCAAAAAAUACGUGCUAAAUGAACAUAGUUUGUUGAUGUACAAGAUGAACCGCAUCAUAAUGUGUACACAUUGCUUCCAGAAACCCUGUCAGAAAUGUAUGUGUUGCAGAGUUGUAACAAACUGUUGUUUGUAACAAAAUUUAUUAUUCCUUAGAGCCGGAUUUUGAAAAGUACAUUUUUAUGCUAAGUUUAACCCUGACAGGUUCAAUUGUUCUUGGAAUAACAUGUUAAUCACUAUUGUAUUAUUAAUUCUCACACUGUAGUCUUCUCCAAAUAAAUGCUUACUUCAGUGCUGUUAGUGA
This is a messenger RNA of Hemicordylus capensis (graceful crag lizard), 2415 nucleotides long. It is a transcript of the gene TMA16, whose product is annotated as translation machinery associated 16 homolog. The transcript is spliced from 7 exons. Gene Ontology annotation, cellular component: nucleus. NCBI's taxonomy places the organism in Eukaryota, Metazoa, Chordata, Lepidosauria, Squamata, Cordylidae. The record is from RefSeq and is a predicted model, not a curated record. Bases 177 to 761 code for a protein of 194 amino acids.